Messenger RNA from Closterium sp. NIES-67, 824 nucleotides. Lineage: Eukaryota; Viridiplantae; Streptophyta; Zygnematophyceae; Desmidiales; Closteriaceae. The record is from the annotation of a GenBank genome assembly.
AGGGCGUUACGUUCUAACACCUCUGCUUGUAUUGUUUGUAGUAUCGUGCUGUUUGCAGGAUGUCCGAGACGUUGGUGCCAGAUGUUGUCGGGAGCGCCGUGACCGGGCGAGCGGUGGUAGAUGUCGGCGUUGGAGAAGAACGCGACGACCGAGGCGGGACUUCGACAAGCUUCUCGUGUGGCGGGCAUAAGUUGGUCUGCUUCCGUUGGCGGUCCUCGUGUUGAUGGUGGUGGUACUCGGCUGGGUCCUGCUGCCGAUACUGCAGGUAUGGUGUUGGAGUGCCAGAAGCCGUCACUGUCGAAGUCGGGAUCAAGAUCUGGUGGGUGAGUCCAGGCGGCGAACGAUACGAUGCCAUCGCUGUCGGCAGUUCCGCGGUCGGGGACGAAGUCCAACACGAAGACACCGGACUUCAGGAGGGCACGACCGAUGAAGAGACCGCCCUUCCCGUGGUUUUCGUUGUUGGCGACGGUGAUGACGACGUCGCGGUUGAGGCGUCGCUCGUGUUGUACGAAGCGUCCGGAGGAGCACAUGUGCUGACCGCAGCAACUGUCCAAGAACCAGGUGUUCCGCCUGGUGGGUUCGGCGUUAGCGACUGCAGCGUAUGUCGGGUUGACCUGAAGUCCUUGCGAGCGCGGCGGCGGGAAUUCCUCUUCGUCUGAUGUUGAAGAGCGCCUUGGAGGACUUGCUUGAGUGGAAGCGACUUGUGGGUCUGCUGCACGGUAAACGCGAGGGCGGUUGCAGUUGACCUUGGAGUGCCCGGAAGUCUGACAGUUGUGGCAGAACGGCGGCACGAUGAUCCAUCUCCUGUUGUUCAGCGUGAAGCU